This is a messenger RNA of Theobroma umbraticum, 1617 nucleotides long. RefSeq names its product protein NODULATION SIGNALING PATHWAY 2-like. The record is from RefSeq and is a predicted model, not a curated record. NCBI's taxonomy places the organism in Eukaryota, Viridiplantae, Streptophyta, Magnoliopsida, Malvales, Malvaceae.
AUGAUGGAAUCAGAAAAUUUUCCCCUUCUAUGGCCAUUCGACGAUUUCAUGAAUCCAACUACUGAUCAGUUCGAAUCCCAUGACUUGAAUAUGAGUGGCCAUUUUAACGGUUGUGAAUUCUCUUCUUCAUUCACUACCAGGGAGGAUUCCUCUGACAUUUCCUCGGUUUCCCAUUUCUCUACAAUGUUCUCCGGUGAGGUAUUCCCAUUUCCAGCCUGUGAUGAUCAGCUUCAGGUAACAGUACCUUUGGAGGAUUUUUCUGUUGUCCCCUUGGAGGGGCUUGAGUCUAUGCUGACUGAUGGGAUUGAGGAUCUGUACAACUGUUUGGAUGAGAGUAGUGAAGAAAGUUUUCCGUCACUGCCACUGUCCUCUCAGGGGCAAGAUGUAUGGAGUCCUAGUCCAUCCGUGAGAUCUAGUGAGGCAUCAACGGAUGUGACAUCAAUGCAAUCAUCGCUUACCAUGCCAGGAGUAGCCAUGGAAAUUGAUAACCAAUUGAGCAUAUUUCAUCUACUCAACGCUUAUGGAGAAGCCAUAGAGAAGAAUCAGACAGAGCUUGCACAGGUGAUCAUGAGGUGCGUCGGUGAGAAAGCUAGUCCAGUUGGUGAAACUUGGGAACGGAUUGCAUUCAGUUUAUCUCAAAGCUUUCAAAAUCAGAGCGAUUAUCUUAUGCAAGAAUCUAGCAGGAACUUUGAGACUGCCUUCAGGGCAUUCUAUCAGAUGUUCCCAUAUGGGAGGUUUGCUCAUUUUGCUGCUAAUUCAGCAAUCCUUGAAGCCAUGCCAAAUGAUGCAAAUAUGCUCCACAUCGUGGAUUUUGACAUUGGAGAGGGGAUUCAGUGGCCUCCAUUGAUCGAGGCCAUGGCAUGGCAACACAAGACAUUGAGACUGACAUCAAUAAGAUGGGGAGAGGAAGACUUUGCUCCCUCUCCAUGGAGGUUUGAGGACACAAGAAGGCAACUUUGCGACCAUGCUAGGUCUUUAGGCCUAAAGUUGAAAGUGGAAGAAAUGGGAAUCGAAGAUUUGGCGAAUGAGCUCAAGAAAAUGAAGAAACGAGGUGGCACUAGGGAAUGGUUAGCCUUCAAUUGCAUGGUGGGACUGCCACACAUGGGAAAAGGCAAGUGCCCGAAGUUUGUAAAUCAGUUCCUGAACGUGGCUAAAGAACUGUUAGCAAGUUCUGUUCCAAGAAACAGGGGAAUCGUAGCAUUUGGUGACGGAGAUGCUUGUGCAAAACUGAAAGAUUGCUCGGGAUUCGGCACAUUCUUCGAUGGGCUUUUGAUGCACUACCAAGCUGUCUUAGAAUCAAUGCAAUCCAACUUCGCAGAGCACCUCAUGCAAGCAAGGAUGGCAAUGGAGUGUCUCUUUGUCGGACCUAGUAUCUGUCCUCAAGCUUGGUUCCAAAAAUGGAAGGAGAUAGAGGAAACUCGCCAUUUCCAGGCAGAAACAGCAUUGGAAGGAUUGAGGGUGAGCACAGAGAGAUUAAUGGAAGCUAAAGAGAUAGUGAGAGAAAAGGAAAACUUAUUUGAGGUGAGCAUUGGAGGGAACUGUGGGAAUGAGUUGGCCCUGGAGUGGAGAGGAACUACACUUGUCAGAGUGUCCAAUUGGAGACAAGAUCAGAGUUAG